AUGCGGGCGUCCGAGGGCAUGGACUCGGAGAUGGUGACGGAGCUCUCGGUCGGCGUGCUGCUCAAGGUGCUGGCCGUCGGCCAGGGCCGCCGCGUGAAGGUCCAGGUCUCUGGCGACGAGGGCACGGUGGGUUGGAUUAGCACGAAGACUAAGCUCAACGAACCCUUGAUCAUGAAGCGGGGCCUCGAGAUCGGUGCGGUGUUCAUGGACUUCGAGAAGGGCGGCAUCCACGAGAUCAAGUCGAUGGUCACCGUGCGGAGCGAGGAGAAGCUCGAGAGCGAGGUCCUGCAGGAGCUGCAGCCGGGGAGCCGCGUCCGCAUCGACGAGAUCGGCAAGCACAACAACCGGCGCGUCAAGGUCUCCGAGGCGGAGAAAGGGACGGAGAUCGGUUGGAUCAGCACCUGCACGAGGCACGGGGAGCUGCUGAUCGGCAAGGUCACCGAGGGCGGCAAGGUCGAGGCCCCUAAGGCAGGCAUGUUCGGGGCGAGCAGCACCAAGAUCAAGACCCUGCUAGAGGCGGCGAGGUCCAACGACCUCCAGGAGCUGAAGAGGAUUGUCGAGGGCAGCUCUGGCAUGAUGUCCAAGUUCACCAGCCGGCCGAACCUGAACAGCAGCGACAUCCGCGGCAAGAAUUGCCUGAUAUACGCGUGCGCCUUUGGUCACAAGGAGGUUGUCGACUACCUCCUCUCGAAAACGAAGGAAGUAGACGUCAACGCAGUGGACGACACGGCGAAGAGCGCGCUGCACCAUUCGUGCAAGAGGGCGAAGGCGUCGAGCGAAGACACGGUGAAUGUCGAGAUCGUCUCUGCAUUGAUCGAGGCCGAUGCCAACAAGGAGGCCCGUGACCACAACGGGUGCACCCCGCUCAUGUUCGCGGUGGCAAAUGGCGACCAGAGGGUGGUGCAGAGGCUGGUGACGGCCCAGGCCAACCUGAACGUCAAGGACUUCGAGGGGCACACCUGCCUGGACUACGCGACCAACUUUGGGCACACGGAGCUGUUCGUUAUGCUCAAGCAGUGCGGGGCCGUGUCGGGCCUCCCCGAGGACAACGACGAGCCCGGCGAGGGCGAGGGCAACGACGAGCGCGACGUGGACGUCGCCCAGGAUGCCGCGACGCCGCAAGGUGCAGAGGCGGAGGACGGGGAGGACAAGGCGAAGAAGAAGGUGAAGAAGAAGAAGAAGCCCGAGGAGGGCGAGGAGGCCGCCCCGGCGGCCGAGGGCGACGAGAAGCCGAAGAAGAAGACGAAGAAGAAGGUCGGGGACAAGGAGAAGGAGGAGAAGAAGAAGGUGAAGAAGCGGAUGAGCGCCGUGGGCAUUGGGAUGGCAGAGGCCCUCGCGCAGGAGCCCGAGGACCCGAAGGCGGAGGUCACCGUUGAGGUGGUGACGGAGGAGUCGAACGCCCAGCAGCGCGCCCUCAAGAAGCUCGCUGUGCUGCUGAAGGACCCCAAGGUCACUGCCGCCGAGCUCAAGGGCGCGAUCGACGUCGCCAAGGGCGCCGGCGUGCCCGAGGCGGAGGUGGCGGAGGCGGAGGCCAGGUGCCAGAAGCUCUCUGAGAUGGCGCUGGCCUCGCAGCAGCUGCGGGUGGCCAUCCAGGAGAGGAACGUGACGGCGCUCCAGGUGGCGGUGAAGAGGGCGGAGGAGCUCAAGUUGAGCAAGAAAGACAUCGAGCAAGCCAGGCAGGUUCUCCAGGAGGAGGAGCCCAAGGAAGAGGCGAAGAAGAAGCUUGUCGCCGCCGCCGGCAGUGGCGACGUGAAGGUCCUCAAGAAGGCCAUCAAAGAGGCCACCAAGGUGGGCGUGAGUGCCUCCGACCUCGCUGAGUAUGAGGAGCUGCUCAAGGGAUCAGAGAACAAGGAGGCGGCCACCAAGGCCCUCAAGGAGGCGCUGGAGUCCAUGGACAUCACAGCGCUGAAAAUUGCCAUCUCCCAAGCGAAAGAGGCGGGCGUCGACGCAGCUACGGUGCAGCAGGCGGAGGAGGCGUUGGCCGUUGAGGCGCCGAAGGCGGAGGCCCGGGACGCCAUCGAGGAGGCCAUCGACGCUGGCGACAUGGCGAAACUCGAGGAGGCCAUCGAGAUGGGCAGGAGGGCGGGGCUGGCCAACUCCGAGAUUACGCAGGCGGAGGAGGUGGUGAAGAAGGAGGCCGAGAAGGUGAAGUUGCUUGCCAAGGUGAAGGAGGUGAUGGAGGAGACCAUGUCGUGCGACAUGAAGGAGAUUGACGCCGUGAGAGCAGCCAAGGAGAUUGAAAAGCUCAACGACGCCAUCCUCGCGGCCCUAGAGAUUGGCGUGAAGGAGGACAAGAUCUACGAAGCGGAGGUGCGAAGAAAGAAGCUGCACAACAUCGUGGAGGACCUGAAAGGAUCCAUCCGCGUCUUCUGCAGGAUCCGCCCGCUCAGCAAGAAGGAGAGUUGGCGGCGGGCGACACCGACGUUACCAAGCAGAUCAAUGUGCAGACCGUCGAGGUGA
Messenger RNA from Prorocentrum cordatum, 2460 nucleotides. The record is from the annotation of a GenBank genome assembly. NCBI's taxonomy places the organism in Eukaryota, Dinophyceae, Prorocentrales, Prorocentraceae.